AUGAACGGGGUCAUCGAGGCCUUGCACAUCUACGACGAUAGCAGAAGCACGCUGCUGUCGCACACGUACACGGGGAGACCGCUGUCGGCCGCCCACCUGCUGCCUCUCUAUCUCGAGCACCCGGCGCCGCGGCCGAACCUGAUAUACCUUCCCAACACCAGCCCGCCCACGCUCGUCUUCAGCCUCGCCCACGCCAACUUGCUGCUCAUCGCCACCUCGUCGAACGAGAUUGAGCCCCUGCUCGUUCUCGAGUUCCUGCACCGCGUUGUCGACGCCCUCGAGGAGUUUGUCGGCGCACCGCUCCUCGCCGUCAAGAUUGAGAACAACUACGAUGUUGUCGCCCAGCUGCUCACCGAGAUGUGCGAUGCCGGCACCAUAUGCACCACGGAGCCCAAUGCCCUGAGGGAGGUGGUUGAGAUGGAGGGCUGGAUGGGCAAGCUGCUCGGAAGCAUCAGCCUGCCGGGCAAAGCGCCCCUGGGUAACAGCUUUUCCAGCCCGAGCACGCCCUCGCUCGCGGCUUCCAAUACACCAGCCCUGCCGUGGAGGCGGGCCAAUGUGCGGCAUACAUCCAACGAGUUAUACGCCGACGUCGUCGAGACGCUAUCCGUCACCCUGGCACCCUCAGGCAGGCCGCUCGCCGCCUUUGCCAACGGAACCAUCGCAUUCACGGCCAAGGUGUCCGGGGUGCCUGACAUCACCGUCAACCUGACGAGCCCGUCUGGGAAGCACAACAUUGGCAGUGUCAUGGAGCUGCCCGUCUUCCAUCCUUGUGUCCGGCUGAACAGGUGGAAAGAGCGCCCGGGAGAGCUCAGCUUCGUGCCUCCAGACGGCCGCUUCACCUUGGCUGGGUACGAGGUUGACCUGCUGCCCUUUUCUGCGAGCGGGAAAAGCGGCAACAUGAGCCACCACAACCUGAAGCUGCCGGUCAACCUGGAAAUGAAGACGGGAGUCGGCCCCGUGGGCUCGGACUUUGAGGUUCGGGUGCAGGUGAACAAGAUGCUCGGCAACCCGGGCGCCUCGUCUGCGAAUCAUCUCGGGCGAGGCAGCAGUUCUGGUAGGCUCGGGGGGCCUCACCUAGGGUCUCCGGGAGCCCCUCUGAUUGACGACCUGAAAAUAACCAUCCCGCUUCCCGAGGACGUGAGGAACCUGUCGGAUAUCCGGCCCAGCAAAGGGGACGCAAGCUUCAACCCAGGGGAGAGGGUACUGGAAUGGCACGUGCCGGCCAAGGAGCUGACGGGGCCGGCGUGCCAGGUUGGACUACGGUGCACGGUGGUCGGGCCGCUGACGGACGACGACGAGCAAGAGUUUGACCCAAGCGGCUUCGGCUUCGGCAACGACUAUUCAUACCACGACGAGCCGUAUCAGAGCGAGCCGGCGACCAAGCCGGGGCGGGACAAGGAGGACAAGGGCAGCGAGCAAGACGCCAGGAAGACGGCGCAGAACAAGAUCCUGAUGCCGAGCUCGGCGUCGGUCAGCUUCGCGGUCAAGGGGUGGCUGGCGAGCGGGCUCAAGGUAGAGAGCAUCGUCAUGGACGCGAGGCAGAGCCGGGGCCUGGGGGAGGGCGUGAAGCCUUACAAGGGCGUCAAGUACCUGACGGUCAGCAAGGGCGGCGUCGAGAUUCGCUGCUAG
This is a messenger RNA of Hirsutella rhossiliensis, 1629 nucleotides long. Its product is annotated as adaptor complexes medium subunit family domain-containing protein. The transcript is spliced from 3 exons. The coding region runs from base 1 to 1629 and encodes 542 amino acids. Gene Ontology annotation, biological process: endocytosis; intracellular protein transport. Gene Ontology annotation, cellular component: cytoplasmic vesicle; clathrin adaptor complex. The record is from RefSeq and is a predicted model, not a curated record. Lineage: Eukaryota; Fungi; Ascomycota; Sordariomycetes; Hypocreales; Ophiocordycipitaceae.